This is a messenger RNA of Grammomys surdaster, 3324 nucleotides long. It is a transcript of the gene Ptpn18, whose product is annotated as protein tyrosine phosphatase non-receptor type 18. The record is from RefSeq and is a predicted model, not a curated record. Bases 77 to 1438 code for a protein of 453 amino acids. Gene Ontology annotation, biological process: peptidyl-tyrosine dephosphorylation. Gene Ontology annotation, cellular component: cytoplasm; nucleus. Gene Ontology annotation, molecular function: non-membrane spanning protein tyrosine phosphatase activity. Lineage: Eukaryota; Metazoa; Chordata; Mammalia; Rodentia; Muridae. The transcript is spliced from 15 exons.
GGAGGCCCCGCCCCGCAGCGUCUAAUCUCUCUGGGUCGGAGCGCUCCUUACCGAGACCUAGCGAGCUGGUCGCAGCAUGAGUCGCCAAUCGGACCUGGUGAGGAGCUUCUUGGAGCAGUUGGAGGCCCGGGCCCACCGGGAGGGGGCAAUCCUCGCCCGUGAGUUCAGCGACAUUAAGGCCCGCUCAGUGGCCUGGAAGACGGAAGGUGUGUGCUCCACUAAAGCCGGCAGUCGGCUUGGGAACACAAGGAAGAACCGCUACAAAGACGUGGUGCCAUAUGAUGAGACGAGAGUCAUCCUUUCCCUGCUCCAGGAGGAGGGACAUGGAGAUUACAUCAACGCCAACUUCAUCCGGGGCACAGAUGGAAGCCAAGCCUACAUUGCGACGCAAGGACCCCUGCCUCACACUCUGUUGGAUUUCUGGCGCCUGGUUUGGGAGUUUGGGGUCAAGGUGAUCCUGAUGGCUUGUCAAGAGACAGAAAACGGACGGAGGAAGUGUGAACGCUACUGGGCCCAGAAGCAGGAGCCUCUACGGGCUGGGCCUUUCUGCAUCACGCUGACAAAGGAGACAGCACUGAAUGCAGACAUCACACUCAGGACCCUCCAGGUUACAUUCCAGAAGGAAUCCCGCUCUGUGCACCAGCUACAGUAUAUGUCCUGGCCAGACCACGGGGUUCCCAGCAGUUCUGAUCACAUCCUCACCAUGGUGGAGGAGGCCCGUCGCCUCCAAGGACUUGUAUCUGGACCCCUCUGUGUCCACUGCAGUGCUGGCUGCGGACGAACAGGUGUCCUGUGCGCUGUUGAUUAUGUGAGGCAGUUGCUGCUGACCCAGACCAUCCCGCCCAACUUCAGCCUCUUUGAAGUGGUCCUGGAGAUGCGGAAACAGCGGCCUGCCGCAGUGCAGACAGAGGAGCAGUACAGGUUCCUGUACCACACAGUAGCUCAACUGUUCUCCCGCACUCUCCAGAACACCAGCCCCCACUACCAGAACCUCAAGGAGAACUGUGCUCCAAUCUGCAAGGACACCUUCUCCUUCCGGACCUCCUCAGACCUGCCUGCCAUGUCCCGCCCACUAGGUGGGGUUCUUAGGAGCAUCUCGGUGCCUGGGCCCCCGACCCGUCCCAUGGCCGAUACUUACGCUGUGGUGCAGAAGCGUGGCGCUCCGGCGGGCACAGGGCCAGGGACGCGGGUGUCCAACAGUACGGACACCCCGAUCUACAGCCAGGUGGCUCCACGUGCCCAGCGGCCCGUGGCACACACCGAGGACAUGCAGGGGACACCAGCACUGAGCCGAGUUCCUGCGGAUCAAAACCCUUCCGGGCCUGAUGCCUAUGAAGAAGUAACAGAUGGAGCGCAGACUGGUGGGCUAGGUUUCAACUUGCGCAUCGGAAGGCCCAAAGGGCCGCGAGAUCCUCCAGCAGAGUGGACACGGGUAUAAUGAGGGCUGUGUCACUCAGUGGUGGCUGGACUUCUGCAACCACCAUGCUGCUCUGCAGUAUGUUAUGCAUGAGUGAGACUUGUGUGCCUGAAUCAAAAUAAAAGUUUCUCAGGGCAGAAAAAAAAAAAUAGGGGCUUUGCCCCAGUGGCUAUAGCAGUCAAAGUCUGGGGGCUAGGAGAGGUAAGUGGGAGGUGGUGGAUCUACUCUGAGAAAAUUCAAGGAAGCAUGUCAGCAGUGGGCAUCGCCACCGUCUUCCCCAUGCACCUACCGGGAAGUGCACCUCAGACAGAGUCCUAACUUGACAAAGCCCUCAGAGAGGUGCUGUGGAUAGUCAUGCUGGCCUCCAGCUAGAGACACGGCUAGAUAGAUCCUUAUAUAAACUGGCAAUGAGCUAGAAAGAUCUCCGGCUGGUCAGAGAAAUGGAUCACCCAGUCAGGUAAAUAGUAUGCCAUCCAGAAAGACAGAAUUUCAAGCCCCAUCUUUCUUGAGAUGCAUGAAAGUAGAUCCUCGAGAAUAUAUGUGUAUACAAUGCUCUACACUCCGAUCCCGCCCUCCUGCCCUGCCCCACUGCCAUAUGUCACAAACAAGUUAGGGUCUAUAUGACAGUUGUUCAUCUACUCAGUCCUGACUAUGCCUUCUGAUACAGUGCCUUUUCCAGGCUCUUGGAAAGCCUGUCUUGAAUUUGACGAAGGCUCCUCCCAUGAACUUGUGUGUCUAGGCAAACAUCAUGAAAAUGAUUUUUGUAGAAUUCAUCACAAAGUGGCCUCAAAACUCAGCUCAAGAGCCUUACACUGCUUCAUGAGUGUCAGACCACAGCCAGCUGCAGGCUCCCAGGUUCAUGGUGGUCCUGGGAAGUGAUUUGCCUUUUGAGUGUGGAGGAGGGUGUGGGGUGUGAAACUUAUUUGGUCACAAUAUCUAUUCUCAUUGUCAAAUGCUAAAAAAUCUGUGCCAUGAACAGCUCGGCCAACAGGAACCGCACAUGACAGGGAAACCUUGCGAAUCUUCAGCACCUCAGUAAAUCUAAACUCUUAAGAUGAGUUGGGGACAAGGGGAUGAUCAUGCCGAGAGGCAGCUAGGAGUAGAGAAGGGUCAGGGUGUUAUAUUUAGAGCACAGGCUAGGGCUGACCAUCCUGGGCUAACAAAAGGAAGGGAAGAGGAGGAAUAGGGUAUCAUUUAACACACAGGUUAAACUCAAAGCCAGAGCCAUUGAAUUCCUUGGUUCCAGAGAUCAGCCAGGAAAGCAGUAAAUUCCUGGAAAUGGGGAUCUGUUGCAGAAAGAGGAAGAAUGGUUCAUGAGGUCAAAAACCAGAACAGCUAUGGUUGAUAGGAUUAAUUCUGAGCUCUGUGGGCACUGUGUGGGCCUUAGCUGCCCUGUCUGAAUACAGGGAGUGACUGACUGUGUUGAAGUCUAAGGGAACCAGUCUCUGGAUCAGCAGAUGGGAAGAUUCCCAGGCAAUCUGUUGGCAGGUCUUGACAGUUCUACCCUGAGUCAGAUGGCUACUCACUCCCGACUGGCCUCUGCAGCCGCCUUCCUAACCUUCCUUUUAUUCUCCCUUCUGCCCAGAGUAACCACCAGACUGCUCGGUUUGUUACUUUUAUUGUGAAUAUUGAAUGGCAACUUGACAGAAUCUAGAACCACAUGAGAGGCAAACAUCUUUGUGAGAGGGUCUGUGGUUGUCUUAACAGAAGCGGGAGGACUCACUGUUAGGAUGGAUAACCCCAUUCCGUGGGCUGGGGUCCUGGGCAAGCUGGGCACCCGGAUUCAUCUCUGCUUCCUAACUGCAGAUGGGAUGUGACCAGCUGCUUCCUGCUCCUGCAGUGACUUCUUCGCCAUGAUAGACUGUAUUCUGGAAUUGUGGCCUCAAAUAAAACCUUCCUUCCUUAAA